This is a messenger RNA of Aphidius gifuensis, 5551 nucleotides long. RefSeq names its product zinc finger protein chinmo (gene chinmo). Gene Ontology annotation, biological process: regulation of transcription by RNA polymerase II. Lineage: Eukaryota; Metazoa; Arthropoda; Insecta; Hymenoptera; Braconidae. The record is from RefSeq and is a predicted model, not a curated record. Gene Ontology annotation, molecular function: protein binding. The coding region runs from base 695 to 2044 and encodes 449 amino acids. The transcript has 7 exons. Gene Ontology annotation, cellular component: nucleus.
AUUUCAGUUUUGCGCAUCGUAACGGGGCGUCUGUAUAUUUUCUAAAAAAAAAAAUUUCCUUUCUAUUCUAAAUUACAUUUUACUUUUAUUCAGUUUUCAGUCAUCAUUGCUGCUGGCGGCGUGUCGACAAAAUUAAAAAAUGACAAUUUCGAUAAUCUAAUUUAUUAUUUGCUAAAAAAACUUUAUAAAUCAAUACAAAAAAAAACAAUUGAAGUUUAUCAUUAUUUAUACUUGAAAAAAAUAUCAAUACAGUGCACCCUAAACAGACAUAAAAAAAAAACAACCCGUCACUUUAUUAUUCGACCUUGAAAUUAUUAAAAAAAAAAAACAAAAUUUUUGAGUAAAUGAAUAUUUUUUUCUACUUUCUAAUGCCACCAUUUUAAAUAUAUUAAUUUGACAAUAUGUAGAUUGUUUUUGUUAUGUUUUUUUUUAUAUUUAAAUUAAAAAAUAAGUGAUGUGAUUUUGUGACAAGGAUCGAAAUGUGUGAUAGGAUAAGAAAAAGCAAGAAGCCGGUGAAGGCUGGACAGAAGCUUGACUAAUCUCUUCAUUAUAACCUAGAGUUGCAGCAGUUUGAAGUACACGUGUGAUCAACGAGAUUUAAAAAAUAAAAAAAAAAAUUGAAAAAAUAAAUAAUAAAAACGUGCUGGAGGGUGAGAGUGAUAGGGGAGAGGGUACUGUGUCAAAAGGUGACAUCAUGGAUUCUCAUCAACAACAAUUUUGUCUAAAAUGGAACAGUUUUGGCAGCAAUUUGGCAACAGCAUUCUCAAAUUUAUUCAAAAGCGAGAGUCUAACUGAUGUGACCCUGUUUUGUGAAGGUGUGACGUUUAAAGCACACAGAUUAAUCUUGGCAGCAUGCAGCAAACAUUUUCAAGAAUUAUUUGAAGGCAUGCCACCAUCACCAGCUGGUCUUAUUGUUAUUCUCGAUGGCACUAGUGCACAAAAUAUGGCGUCAUUACUUGAAUUCAUGUAUAGAGGUGAAGUUCAUGUGUCACAAGAAUCAUUAAGCUCCUUUUUAAAAGCAGCAGAGUGUCUUCAAGUCAAAGGAUUAUCAAUUGAACAUGAAAAAUUAGCAGUAGCACAUCGACAUGCAGCUGAAAAUAAUAAUUCAUCAGUUGAAUCCAGUAAUACAAAUACUGAAGUUUUAGAAGCGGAUGCAACCAAUAACCGGGUAUUAAAAGAAGAAUCAACACCAGUUUCAUCACCAGCACCAAAUUAUGCUGUACCCAACAUGUAUAAUUCGUCUCAUUAUUAUAAUGAGAGUCCUCAAAAGAGAUCAAGGUUGAUGAAAUCACCAAAUGAAAUGGAUGCCCUUGGUCGAGUAAGUGUACUAAGAGAUGGGGCUGCUUUUCGGCCAGCUUCUGCACCACAUCAAUUAUUACUUGAAAAUCAUUUAUAUCAACCGUUUAGUCAUCCUUCAGAAAAUCCAACUCAUCCACAUACUGCACCUCAUACACCCACAGAAUUGGAACGUGAACUUGAACGUGAAAGAUCUGAAGAAAAAAAUAAUGGUGAACAUAAAGAAAGUGUAGCUGAAGAUUUGCGAAUAAAACAAGAGCCAGUAAUGUUAAAUGAUCGUGACAGAACGGAUAAAUUAGCUGAAAGAUUGUCAAAUGAAGUUUAUCCAAGUGGACGUAAUUUUGAUACUGGUAAUUAUGUUAUGCCUAGUGAACAAAAACAUAAUGUAACAUCAUAUAAUCAAAGUAUUGGACCACUUACUCAUCCUCCAACACCUGAUCUAAGUCCAGCACCUACGACACCAGCCAAAUGGAAUUCAAAAAUUAACAAAGCAGGAACAGUCAGUACACCAGACGGUAAAAAGCUCAAAUGUCCAUUUUGUGAUCGUUUAUAUGGAUAUGAAACGAAUCUUCGUGCUCAUGUAAGACAACGUCAUCAGGGAAUAAGAGUGUCAUGUCCAUUUUGCUCACGUACAUUUACAAGAAACAAUACAGUUAGACGACACAUCGCACGUGAACAUAAAAAUGAAAUGAGCAUAAAAGCAUUUCAAACGGCAACUCAUCAAGUUGCUGAUACUGUACCACAAUAAAUAAAUCCCAGUUUACUUAUUCUUGGAUUGGAUACUCAAUUAUAAAGAGACAAAGUAUAAAAAUAUUAUACUUGAAAAGAAAAAAAACAAAAAAAAAACAUUUCAAACAAGAAUAAAAAAAUAAGAGAAGCCGGCUUCCAAAAUAAAAAAUGGAAUAUUCAGCUACUUGAUGAGCCAUAAUUUAAAAAAUUUGGUUCAUAAUCUCUUUAUUGUUUUAUGACCAAGAAUGGUGAUACCUUACUACAGUUACCUGUUGACCUUCCUUCUACUUUUCUCUUUUUUUUUUUUUCGUUUUUAUUAUUUUUUUUUUUUAUGACAAAAAUCUCUCUGAUUUAUUUGCAUAUACGUUUUAUUUAUAUUUAUCUACCUCUUUAUUAAAUACUAUAGAGGUUUUAAAUACCUCAAUAUUUUUCAGGAUGAAAAUAUAAUAAUAUAAGAAAAAUAUUAAAAAAUAUUAUCAAUAGACAUGAUUUAAAAUAGACGUACAAUAUUUGAUGCAAGUAAAAGACAAAAAUGGUAUUUAAAAAUUCAAAUAAUUUUAUUAAAAUAUAAAAAAAAAAAGAAUCUGUUUAUAACUCAGUAUAUUACAAACGACAUUUAUUUUCAAAUAGAUAGAAAACUUGAUUAAUAUUGAUAGGUAAAAAAUAUAACGCUGUUUCAAAGAAAAUAAAAAGAGAAAAAUAAUAAUAAAAUAUAACAAAAUCACAAAACUAGUCAAUGAAAGUGCAACUGUCAAGUAAAAUUUGUUAACUUUUAUUCGAAAAAUUGAUUCGUUUACGUGGGUAUAUAAUAACUAUAUAGUAAAUAAAAAAAAAAGUCAUAGAAAAACUAUAUAAAUUUUUUUUUUCUUUUUUUAUCUUUUUUUUUAAUUGUUAUAAUAUUAUUAAGCUUAGCUGAAAAAUAAUAUAGCAAGCAAACGUUUAAAAAAAGAAAUAAAAAAAAAAAAAAAAAAAAAUUUAAAUAGUUUGAAUGAACUAGUUUAUGAUUAUGAGAUCAUAGGUGUAUGUUAUUGAAUGAUUGAUGAUGCAAGUGACACACAGAGUCUACAUAUUAGUAACUUAAAAAAAAAAAUUGCAAACACAAUAAAACUCAGGUAAUUUGUAAACUUUUAUCUUUAAAUAUUAUUGUCUUCUAUUUUUUUUUUUUGUUUAUAUUUGUUUUCAUAUUUUUUACAUUACCGUAUUAUAAUCUGUGAAAAAUGAUAAUUGUGAUCAAUAAUAAUGAUUACAAAUUGUAAAUAUUCAUAAGUAAAAUAGAAAAAUAAAAAGUGAUUAACGGACUGCUGCAGAUAAAACAAAUAUAGAAAAAAAAAAUAGAAAUAUAAUUUUUAAAAAUUUAUAAUUUCUAUCAAAUAUAUAUGCAAAGUAACAGAAUAAAUAAAUAAAAUUUUUAUAUUAUAUAUAAUACAGAUAGCCGACAACUGCCAUGAUUACAAUAUUCAAUUUUUAUAAGACUAGCAGCAUUUAAAAAUACAUAGUAAAUUUAUAACGAUAAAUGAAAAUACAUAUAUAUAUAUACUGUACGUCCAGUUGAACUGAUCAUGUAGUACUUAGAAAAAUAUAAUGGUGGGCAUAAAAAUAAAAUUACAAAAAAUAGUUUCAUAAAAAAGUGCCAAUUUAAAUAGCAAAAAAAAAAAAAACAAUCAAUCAAUCAACUCAAACAAAAGAGAAAAAAAAAUUGACAGAAGUUCUUUUAUUAUUAUAAAUGAUUAUUAUUAUUUUACUGAAAGAUUAUAAAACUUUUUUAAUUAUAAUUGAUUUCAUUGAUUAAUAUUUCUUUGUAUAUUAUUUUUUUGUUUAUUUUUAAAAAAAUCAGUACUAUUUUUUUUGUUAUAAAUAAUAACAGUGUUUACUAGAAAAUUUAGGAAAUACAGUUAAUUAAAAAUUACACAAAAACAAACAAGUUUUAUUUUAAAUAUUAAAAGUCAUUGUGGUGUUUAAAAUACCAUUGAUUUUUUGUAUCGAAAUAUAUUUUUAAUUGUAUGAUUAACUUAAAGGAUUAUUUGGUUGUCAAGAUAUGAGUAUAAAAAUUUAUGAUUAUUGAAAUAUGUUAUAACAACAGAAAAAUUGUUUUAAUUAUUUAUUUGAUGACUCAUAAAAUAGCCAAGUAGAUUUUUUUUAAUAGUUAAUUGUAUAAUGAAUUUUAAAUGCAAUAGUCAAGUUUUAUAAAUAACGAGUUAUUAAAAAUGAAAAAUAAUAAAAAAAAAAAAUAAAGAUAUAUAAAAAUAGUCAAUUAAAAAUGAGUAAAAAAAAAUAAUGAAUUGAUUGCUUGAAAAAUAAAAUAAAAAUAGAUUGCAAUUUACAGUAAAAAUAGUGGAUAUUUAAAUUUUCUAGAAAUAUUGUGCCUUUAUAUUUUUCAUAUGUCUAAAGAGUAAUUUAACUCAUGCAUUAUCAUAAUCAUUAUAAACACAGUUUAUUUAUUGCCAAUCAGGCUAUAAAAAUAUUGCAAAGUAUUUACAAUUCACAAAUAUAACAUUAAAAAAAAAACUAUAAGCAAUAUCACAUUUUUAAUUUCCAUAAAUAAACAUUAAAUUUUUUGUUUUAAAAUAUUAGUCUAUUAAAGUUAAAUAUCUGCUUUAUAACGAGAUGCCUAUCAUGAGUUUAUCAAAGUCAAUAGAAUAAUAGAAUUUUAUUUAGUGUUUAUACAAGUCACAAGGUGCAACAGAUUUAUUUUUUUUUUUUUUAUACAAAUAAAAUAAAUAUACAAUAAAUACAUAAAGCUGCCAAAUUCAUAAACAAAUAAAUAAUAGAAAAAUAAAUUAGAAUAUGAUAACAAGAACAAAAUGAAAUCUACUACCUCACAUAUAGUUUUUUUUUUUUUUUUCAUCAAAGUACAGGGAACAUUCUGUCAAUCUAAAAAUAAUAUAUAAUAAACUUAGUAAAUUAAUUCAUCAAUACUUGAUUCAAUGAUUAAUUUAACAAUAAAAUUCAAGUAUUUUUGAUUUAAUUUUCAUAUAGAUAAUUGACUUUUAUUAAAUACAUUUUUUAAAUUUCUAAAUAAACUAAAUAUUUCGUCGGUUUAACAAAAUUUAACAUGAUUGUUUUUCAUUAAUUUUUUUUUAUUAUUUUCAAUAAUUAUUCAAGCAAAUAAUAUUAUUUAUAAUUUUGGUAAAUAAUAAAUAUGUGUAAAAAACUAUAUAUUUAAAGAACCAAAUAAAUAAAUAUCAAAUCAUGUUGAUUGCUAACAGAUUCCAUAUACAAUAAUAAAAAAAAAAACAAGAUAAUUGUUUCAUGAAGUUUGCAAAAAUAGAAAAUUUAUUUAAAAAAUACAAAUAGAAAGAAAAAAAGAGUCACAAGUUUGACUUGACGAUAUAGUAUGAAUUAAAUAAAUGUAUAAAUGAGCUGGAUGAAUGAAUAAUUUAGUACUAAUAAUGAAAAGUACAAAUGAAUUUGAUUAUAUAUGCUGAUGACUGUAUUGUGAUUUUAGUAAAAUCCACGUUGUUGAUCUGUGAAUAAUUUUGUGUAUAGCCCACAAAAAAAAAAAAACGUUAUAUGCACGUAAAUAUAC